AUGGUCCCGCGCCCUUCGCCUCCCAGGGCUCCGGCCGCCGCCCGGGGCUCGGGGCUGCCAGGAGUCCUGGGUCCUCCGCCGCUGCCGCCUCCCCCGCCUGGGCUCCCGCCGCUGCUGCUCGCGCCACCGCCGCUGCUCCUGCUCCUGCUGCUUCUCCUCCUGCUGAGUACGCCGGCCGCUCCGUGCCCCUAUCAGUGCUACUGUUUUGGGAGCCGGGAGACAAUACGCUGCAGCCACAUCGUCCUACAGGAACUGCCCCGCGACCUGCCCGCCGACGCGCACAACCUCAGCAUCGUGGGCUCCAACCUGACGGUCCUGCGCGCCGCCGCCUUUGCCGGGGAGGAGCUGCCCACGGCCGAGGGCAAUAGCAGCGGCGGCGGAGGCUGGGCAGUACGUCUGGCCAACCUCACAUCCCUACUGCUCAACAAAGACAACAUCCAGGUGGUGGAGGACGGCGCCUUCUGGGGCCUGCCCCGCCUGACCUCCCUGGACCUCAGCUACAACCCGUUGGGCGUCCUGGGUGCCGCUGCCUUCCGUCUACUGCCCGCCCUGAGGGUCCUCAGGCUCAAUGCCGCCGUACGCGGGCUUGGUGAGCAACUGGACGCCGCCAUCCGCGGCCUGGCCACCCUGCGCCGCCUCGAGCUGCAAGCCAAUGAGCUGACCCACCUGCCGCCCUCCGCCCUGGAUUUGGCCCAACUAGAACUGCUGGACGCGCAAAGCAACGCGCUGACUGGGCUGGCGCCGGUUGAACUGCGCGCGUUGGGCAGGGAGACCCAGGGGACCCCGACGGCUCCGGGCCCUAGAGGCCUGAGCGUGUGCCUAGCAAAAAACCCCCUGCUCUGUGACUGUGGGGUGCGGGCGCUUCUGACCCUACUCAACAAGGCCCCCUGGCAGGUGCCUGACGCGCGCAGUCUGCGCUGCGCCGCGCCCCUGACGCUCCAAGGCGUUUCUUUACUGGCCUUGAACGAGUCAAAGCUGAGCUGCGCCCAGGGUCCCCCAGAAAAGGAGGAAGGGGAUGAGGAAGGGAAAAGAAGGGGGAAAGAGGAGGAGGGGCCGGAGGGGAAUGAGGAGGAGGGAACCGAGGGAAGGGAUGAGAAAGGGCAGACGGGUACUGGGGAGGAGUUGGAAGCGUCCUACGUCUUCUUCGGCAUCGUUCUGGCGCUCAUCGGUGUAGUCUUCCUUAUGGUCCUCUACUUGAACCGGCGAGGCAUCAAGCGCUGGACGCGCAACCUGCGCGAGGCGUGCAGGGACCAGAUGGAGGGCUACCACUACCGCUAUGAACAGGACGCCGACCCCCGGAGGUCUGGCACCGCCAGCUCGUCUGGCACCCUCUGA
Molecule: messenger RNA, 1335 nt
Organism: Vombatus ursinus (common wombat)
Lineage: Eukaryota; Metazoa; Chordata; Mammalia; Diprotodontia; Vombatidae
Gene: TPBGL
Product: trophoblast glycoprotein like
Exons: 1
Coding region: 1-1335 (444 amino acids)
Biological process (GO): negative regulation of canonical Wnt signaling pathway
Cellular component (GO): plasma membrane
Molecular function (GO): protein binding
Source: RefSeq, a predicted model, not a curated record